AUGGCGCGUCGUUCGGCAAGGCUUCAACAGGUAAGUCCGGCGCCCACACCAGACCGGACUGCGAGGGCCGGAUCGAAUGACAGCUGGGAAACAGCUCAGUCUGAGCAAGAGCAAGAGCGAGUCCUCGACCUGCCUUCAGUGCGCGAGCUUCCGGAGCCCGUCGCGAAGACGCCGCAGAAGCCCAAUGCCGCCCCGCCCAAGUCUGCCACCAAGCUGCCCACAGCUAAGCCAACAGGGUCGCAGACACCGCUGAGCAAGAGCACAUCCUCAAUGCUACUGGCUGCAGCCGCAUCGGUGCGCACGCCUACCAAUCGGACGCCUAUCAAGCCCGCCGGCGACGAGAUGCAUCCCGCGCUGCACCACGCGAGCACUGCGAAGCCGCUCGACGAAGCCCGCUGGCUGGGCUUCCAGUCGCUGGGCGCUCAUGCUGCGCCGCUUAAGACAGCUGGUCAUGCGCCCGGCACGCCCUCGAAGACCCCCGCGCCUGCGUCCACACAAAAAGCGCCUGUCCUGGGCUCUUCUCCCAGCAGCUUCCGCUUCCAGCUCAAGUCGCCCUUCUCAAAGGCCACGGAGACGUCCAAGGGCGGCGACCUCAGCCCAACCACACGUAACAUCCUCAAGGAACCAGCCAUUGCGCGCCCCAAGGCAGCGCCAAAGGGCAAGAUGGCACGCUUCAGCGACAUCCACAUGGCCCAGUUCAAGAAGAUGGAUUCGGUUGCGAACCACCCUUCAGCAUGGCGCCUGAAGAAGACGCCUUCGAAGCCGGACCUGUCCAAGCCAGAGACCAGCAAGCUAAAGCGUACACAGUCGAAGAUGGACCUGGCAGACGCAGCAGAGUCCGCCAGCAAGAUUCCACCCACGCCGCUCAAGCGCACUCAGUCCAAGGCCGAUCUGGCCGGCUCUGGCUUGCCGCGCUCGCACUCCACAGUCCGUCUGGUCGCUUCUCAAGACAGCUCCAACGACCCAGCGCCGAAGCGCGUCAAGCGCACUGAGGUUGACGACGCCGCAACCACACGGCCAGCGUCGCGCGACAGCAACACGGAAGCAUCGUCAUCCAAGCUUCCAGUCCCGCCGCGCAAAAUCACAUCUCAGACGGCCCUUCCUCGUCUUGCGGCUAGGCUGAUGACACCGACCAGGUCUUCCAUGGCACGUGUCCAGUCUCAGACGGUCAAGGCUACAAAGACCACUAUGAUCCCACAGUCUCCUUCUGCAAGGAAUCUGUUCUCGCCGACUCACAUCGGCCGUUCUCUGCGAGACGGUGCGCGUGAGAGCAUGCAGCAGGCGAAGCGCAACUUGCAACAGGUCCGCUCCAUCCUUCGCACCCCUGGCCGCAAGUUCUCGGAUGAUCCAGCCAAGAUCGCUGCCGGUACGCACAUGUCUCCUCCACCGGAGUCGGCUUGGGAAAAGGCGCCCACCGCAAUUCCAGCUACCGCGCCCGUUAAGAAGCAGGUCAACUUCAGCAACAGCACACUGGCCCGAGCCGCGCCCGACCCCACAAAGUCGCCCUCGCCCAUGAAGUUCCGUGCUGGCAGCGAGAUCCCCGUUGGCGCAGUUGCGUAUCCCAGUCUCGGAUCAGGUGUUGAGUAUCCCAAGCUUCCACAAGGCGAUGCGUCUCCUCCUGCGUCUCCCUCGCGCCGUCUCACCUUUGGAGGCGAGACCGCAAACCACCCACGCAGCUUCUCGUUCGAAACAGGCAAGCCUGUCAACUUUGGUCCAACAACUACCGGCACCAUCCGCAUGGUUCGCAAGAGCGAUGCUCCCUCCAUCGUCCAGAGCACGAAGCGCAAGCUCGAGACUGUUCAGGAGUCUUCGGACAAGGAGAAUGACGAGCGGCUGGAGAACCCUCGCUCCGCAAAGAAGAUGCGGCCAACACCUGCUGCACCAGCAACACCUGCAAAGGUUCCUGCCAGUGCAAGCAAAGCACCUCGUCGCACCCCCGGAAGCGCCAUGAGCAAGUCCAGGCUUGCUUUUCUUGCCACGCCCAAGCGCAGCAAGGCCUAG
Messenger RNA from Didymella exigua CBS 183.55, 2001 nucleotides. RefSeq lists its product as uncharacterized. Bases 1 to 2001 code for a protein of 666 amino acids. The transcript has 5 exons. The record is from RefSeq and is a predicted model, not a curated record. NCBI's taxonomy places the organism in Eukaryota, Fungi, Ascomycota, Dothideomycetes, Pleosporales, Didymellaceae.